AUGCCGAGCGAAAUAAUGGCUGUACAGUUCGGUCAGUGCGGGAAUCAAAUAGGUGAUGCCUUUUGGCGUUCGUUAUGUGCCGAACAUGGAAUUGACUGUAAAGGCGUUCCUAUUCAAGCUGAUUGUAAGAUGGACUUGAAAAGCAUCUUUUUCUAUCAGGCUGAUGAUGAUCGUUAUGUCCCACGUGCUGUUUUGGUCGAUUUAGAGCCACGUGUAAUAAAUGGUAUUGUUAGUUCUGAGUAUCGUUCUUUCUACAAUAGAGAGAAUAUUUUUAUGUCCAAAAGUGGUGGUGGUGCUGGCAACAAUUUCAUUAGUGGCUACAAACAAGGAAAACAAGCAGAAGAGGAUGUUUUUGAUAUUCUUGAUCGAGAAGCUGAAAACAGUGAUUGUCUUGAAGGUAUCCUGUUAUGUCAUGCAAUAGCUGGUGGUACUGGCUCAGGAAUGGGAUCUUAUGCAUUGGAGAGGAUAAGUGAUAGGUUUCCGAAGAAACUAGUUCAAACUUAUUCAGUUUUCCCAGUUAUGACAAAAGGAUCAGCUAGUGAUGUGGUUGUUCAACCAUAUAAUUCCAUCCUUACAUUAGCAAGACUAAUCGAAUACCCAGAUUGUGCAGUUGUUUUAGAUAAUACAGCGUUACAUCGAAUUGCUAAUAAAUUUAUAUCUGACACUGAUGCGUCGUUUUAUCACAUCAAUUCCAUGGUUUCUCGCAUAAUGUGUACUGCAACAGCUACCUUAAGAUUUCCUGGUCCUAUGAAUACACGUUUGCUCAAUUUUAUUGCUCCUCUGACUGCUUAUACACCAAUGCGAUUUGUUUUAAAAAUUUCAUGUUUCACACCUCUUCGAGAUGGCGAUGCUCCUGUGACAAAAACUUCGGUUAAUGAUGUCCUCCGCCGUCUACUUCAACCUAAAAAUAUGAUGAGUAGUGCUGUAAUGGAGAAAGAGGUUGAUCACUGUGUGUUGUCUGCGUUGGCUAUCCUUCAAGGUAGAAUUAACUCAGCAGAAAUUUUCUCCUCUAUGCUGAAUUUUAGGUUUGCACCCUGGGGCUGCGGUUCCUUGAAUAUAACUCAAUGCCAUGCUUCACCUUAUUUACCAGUAACUAAUAGAGUUUCGGGACUCAUGCUUUGUAAUCAUACCAAUACAGCGAGUAUUUUCCAAAACACCCUAGACCAGUGCGAACUACUUCUAAAAAAGAGAGCAUAUUUGGAUCAGUUUAUGAAAGAAGAUCCCGAUGUGAUGGAGAUGUUAAAUAAUUCAAUUGAACUUGUCAGGGAAACAGUACAAACAUACAGAAAUGCGACAACACGGGAUUUUGUUGCCAGUUAA
Thelazia callipaeda (thelaziosis nematode) is the source of this 1320-nucleotide messenger RNA. Lineage: Eukaryota; Metazoa; Nematoda; Chromadorea; Rhabditida; Thelaziidae. The record is from the annotation of a GenBank genome assembly.